Necator americanus (New World hookworm) is the source of this 2589-nucleotide messenger RNA. RefSeq lists its product as uncharacterized. Lineage: Eukaryota; Metazoa; Nematoda; Chromadorea; Rhabditida; Ancylostomatidae. The transcript has 21 exons. Gene Ontology annotation, cellular component: membrane. Gene Ontology annotation, molecular function: glycosyltransferase activity. The record is from RefSeq and is a predicted model, not a curated record. The coding region runs from base 1 to 2589 and encodes 862 amino acids.
AUGAAAGGCCUUCUUCCUAUAAGAAACGGUUAUCGACAUGCUGAAGAAUGGCGGAGUUCAUCUGGAGCUGCUGUGCUCGAGAAGCUCCUAAAACUUUUCUCUCUGAGAAAUGUUGCUUUUGUCAUGUUCCUUAGUAUUUACACUCUUUUUGUGCUACUUCUUCGGGGCGGAUUCCCACUGGAUGACUCGACAUUUCGUAGAGAGAAGAGUAAAGUUGUUGUUAGAAACAUUUAUGAUGACUAUGAUGUGGGCUGUAAUGGUUAUUCCAUGGAUUUUCGGAUAUCAGAACAACAGCGUAUUUUACGUAGCGUUCGGAGUGAACUUACUGAUUCUUCGGCAAAACUGCGAGAAGUCACUACUGUUUACGAGGAUUUAACCAAGAAGAUCCCUGAGAAGCAGCUCGAGCUUAUUGCUAUAACAGACGAAAUUGAAAGUGCGAGGAGAACAUUAAGGGAGCUUCAGGAUCGUCGUAAUGUUCGAGUUUUUCUCCCUCACAAGCCUGUUCACUAUGCUGAUGUGGUUCCCACCACUAAUAUUAAUCAUUCUCCUUUUUCAAUGCUCACCUGGGAAACAGCAGUAGACUUCAGUCGUUGCUCUAUCACAUCGUUCAUGCCUUUGUACAUAAUCGAUCAUAUUGAACUAUCUUCUUCUAUGUCUGGGUUCAAAAAAGAGCUUUUGUCGCAAGGAAACAUUGUUCAGGAUCCUAACAGUGCUUGUUUGUCAUUCAUUCUAACCAACACUCCACUAAAUUCGUCCUUAAAACUCCCGGAUUCUGGUCGUAACACUGUCGUUGUCAAUUUUGGAGAUCCGUUCAGCGUUCCAGAAUCCUUUUCUGUCAUUAUGGUGCAACAGCUGUCUUAUACACAUCUUGCAAGACCUGUUGAUUUCAACUUGUUCCUUGACGUGCCAGAGUACAGUAUUUCUUCUUGGAAGGAGAUGUAUACGUUAUUGCCAUAUUCUCGCAAGUAUCUUCUUUUCAUUCUCGUUGCACCGGAAGGGAAAGAAACACCUCCAUUGUUAUUCAACGAUCUUGAUCGUCUUAGUAUCUCUGCGGAGUCUUCGGGUGACAGUUUGAAGAUAUUGAAUUGUUCUGGUAAUUCUGAUGGCGUUCAUUGUCCUGGUUUGAAUGAAAUGGAAACUAUCAUGCGUGAAUCUACCUUCUGUGUCUCUCUUUCUCCGAAUCAUUACUGUCGUUUCUUUUGGAGCUCUCUGCGAACCGGUUGCAUUCCGGUGGUAACAUCAAUAGAUUUUCCUCUUCCUUUUGAAGAUCACAUUGAUUGGCGCCUUGCUUCUUUACGAAUUCCUCUAGCUAGAUUUCCUGAGUUAUACUUUAUUGUUCGCUCCUUCGAAAUGGCUGAAGUUCUAGAAAUGCGCAGAAUGGGGCGAAUUUUCUUCGAGCGUUAUCUAGGAGAUCAAAGAGCUAUUGUCAAGGCUUUGUUGGCUUCGCUUCGCGAAAAGAUUGGAAUUCCAUCUCCCCCAGAGGUUGCUACCAAGGCUGUUCCAUUAUUCAACAACUCAUUCACAGCUCCUAUUCUAACGCCCAUAAACGUACCUCCUAUAGAUGAUGAGUAUCUCGGUCCUCUUGAAGGACCAGUUGAUUCAGGGUCUUUUCUCCACAACUUCUCUUCAUUGUAUAUGUACUCUUACCUUUCUUGGAAUAUCAUCGGUCGUCCCGGUAAAUCGAUUGAGUUCUUGGAACAGUCCGUAGAUCCGCCAACGGAGUCCGAAUUCUAUCCUGAUUCUAGUGUAGGUUUUCGCCCAAUCGAACCUGGAUCAGGUGUUGAGUUCAGCAGAGCCCUCGGUGGAAACCGUGCUCGUGAGCAGUUUACAGUUGUUCUCUUGACCUAUAAUCGAGAUGCUGUGCUGGCAGCAUCGCUGGAGCGCCUUCAUCGCCUUCCCUACCUGAAUAAAGUCAUUGUCAUCUGGAAUAACGUCGCUAGGGAGCCUCUCGGGGCUUGGCCACGUUUGCAUGUUCCUGUCGAGUUCAUAAAGGUUGCCAAAAACAGCCUGAACAAUCGGUUCGUCCCAUGGGAUCGAAUAACAACGGAAGCUGUGCUUUCUCUUGAUGACGAUAUUGACCUGAAGCAGCACGAAAUUGUGUUUGCGUUUAGAGUAUGGAGGGAGAAUCGUCAUCGUAUUGUCGGUUUUCCAGCGAGACAUCACGCUCGAUACGGUGAUGAGAUGUACUAUAACAGUAAUCAUACAUGCCAAUUAAGUAUCAUCCUCACAGGAGCUGCUUUCUUGCAUAAGUCAUACCUUCAUGCGUACACUCAUCAAAUGCCUGAGGCAAUCCGCCAUCAUGUCGAUGACGUUACCAACUGUGAAGAUAUUGCCAUGAACUUCCUCGUCUCGCAUAUCACACGAGAACCUCCAAUUAAAACGACGAGUAAAUGGACAUUGAGGUGUCCGACGUGCACGGAGACGCUGUCGCAAGACGAAUCGCAUUUCCGCGAGCGGCACGAAUGUAUUCGUCUCUUCACCAGAAUUUAUGGAUACAAUCCGUUAAAGUUCUCGCAGUUCCGCGCCGAUUCUGUUCUCUUCAAAACCCGUUUGCCUCCAGACAAGCAGAAGUGCUUCAGAUUUGUAUAG